AAGCAGACUAGCAAGGACAAAUACUUUGUCACCUUCCCAUAUCCAUACAUGAAUGGACGCCUUCAUUUGGGACACACGUUUUCCUUAUCCAAGUGUGAGUUUGCAGUUGGAUACCAGAGAUUAAAAGGAAAAAGUUGUCUGUUUCCCUUUGGGUUACACUGUACCGGUAUGCCUAUUAAGGCGUGUGCUGACAAGCUGAAAAGAGAAAUAGAGCUGUAUGGCUGCCCUCCUGAGUUUCCAGAGGAAGAAGAGGAAGAGGAAGACAGCAGUGUUAAGCCUGGAGAUAUAAUAAUGAAGGAUAAAGCCAAAGGAAAAAAGAGUAAAGCUGCUGCCAAAACAGGAUCUUCCAAGUACCAGUGGGACAUUAUGAAAUCCCUUGGGCUUUCUGAUGAAGACAUAGUGAAGUUCUCUGAAGCGGAACAUUGGCUUGAUUAUUUCCCACCACUGGCUGUUCAGGAUCUGAAGAAAAUAGGUUUGAAGGUAUGCCAUCGCCAUCAGUGUUAACAAG
This is a messenger RNA of Peromyscus maniculatus bairdii (prairie deer mouse), 508 nucleotides long. The record is from RefSeq and is a predicted model, not a curated record. Lineage: Eukaryota; Metazoa; Chordata; Mammalia; Rodentia; Cricetidae.